AUGGCACAAGAAAGCUUAUCUAAGUAUGCUGAGAAGCAAAAUGUAACCGAAACACUUGCACAAGUGCGAUGCAAAGCAGGGACAAAUGACGACAUACACAAGCAGUUGAUAUCAAUCGCAACGGCUAAUAUUUUCCUCUGCUCUAUGGCAUUUCUCGGGAACGCUAUCAUCCUGGUCGCCUUACGGAAGGAAUCUUCCCUUCAUCCGCCGUCCAAAUUGCUGUAUCGUUGUCUUGCAACAACUGAUCUUUGUGUUGGUUUGAUUUCGGAGCCUUCUUCUGUUGCCUAUUGGCUGUCUUUUGUUAGCGAAGAUUGGAAUCUCUGCAAGCUUGGGCUUGGCGCAUAUUUUAUAGCAGGCCAUACCCUUUGCUCAGUCUCUCUGUUAACAAUGACCGCAAUAAGUGUGGACAGACUCCUCGCCUUGGUGCUUGGGCUCAGAUACAAACAGAUUGUAACUUUGAAGCGAACUUGUGGCGUUAUAGCCAUCUUCUGGAUAUUAUCGAUGGCCGCUGGAGUAGCGUACUUUGUGGAUUACCGUAUAUCCGUGUCCUAUGGCUAUACUCUUAUACCACUGUGUCUAAUAACAGCAACUUUCUCAUACACAAAAAUAUUUCACCGUCUCCAUCGAAGCCGCAAUGAAGUACAAAUUCUUGUUCCACAACAGCCAGGCCAACCACUUCCACUGAAUAUGGCACUUUACAGAAAGGCCGUGUAUAGUGCACUUUGGGUUCAGGUUUCAUUCGUCUGUUGCUCUCUGCCAUAUAGCAUAGUAGCAGUAGUAGUGCCUUACGACAGACUAUCUUCGAAUGACUUUAUACUCUUGUCAUGUGCAGAGAGCUUAGUUUAUCUUAAUUCGUCCCUUAACCCGUUACUUUACUGUUGGAAGAUUAAUGAGGUGAGGCAAGCAGUAAAGGAUACACUCAGACAAACGCUUCGCUGUCUUUGGGUUUAG
Molecule: messenger RNA, 951 nt
Organism: Pocillopora verrucosa
Lineage: Eukaryota; Metazoa; Cnidaria; Anthozoa; Scleractinia; Pocilloporidae
Product: melanocyte-stimulating hormone receptor-like
Biological process (GO): G protein-coupled receptor signaling pathway
Cellular component (GO): plasma membrane
Molecular function (GO): G protein-coupled receptor activity
Source: RefSeq, a predicted model, not a curated record